This is a messenger RNA of Erinaceus europaeus (western European hedgehog), 6691 nucleotides long. It is a transcript of the gene ITGAV, whose product is annotated as integrin subunit alpha V. Gene Ontology annotation, molecular function: integrin binding. Lineage: Eukaryota; Metazoa; Chordata; Mammalia; Eulipotyphla; Erinaceidae. The transcript has 29 exons. The coding region runs from base 47 to 3103 and encodes 1018 amino acids. Gene Ontology annotation, biological process: cell-cell adhesion; integrin-mediated signaling pathway; angiogenesis. Gene Ontology annotation, cellular component: integrin complex; external side of plasma membrane. The record is from RefSeq and is a predicted model, not a curated record.
GGAGGCGGCGGCGGUGCCGGGCUGUGCGCCCCGCGCUCCCCCCGCGAUGGCCGCCCGGCUGCCGCUCCUGCUGCCCGGACUCCUGCUGCCUCUUUGCGGCGCCUUCAACCUGGACGUGGACAGUCCCGCCGAGUUCUCCGGCCCCGAGGGCAGUUACUUCGGCUUCGCGGUGGAUUUCUUCGCGCCCAGCGCGUCUUCCAGAAUGUUUCUUCUGGUGGGAGCGCCCAAAGCAAACACUACCCAGCCUGGAAUUGUGGAAGGAGGGCAGGUCCUCAGAUGCGACUGGUCAUAUAACCGACGGUGCCAGCCCAUUGAGUUUGACGCAACAGGCAAUAGGAAUUUUGCUAAGGAUGAUCCAUUGGAGUUUAAGUCUCACCAGUGGUUUGGAGCAUCUGUGAGAUCAAAGCAGGAUAAAAUUUUGGCCUGUGCCCCACUGUACCACUGGAGGACGGAAAUAAAGCAGGAGAGAGAGCCUGUUGGGACAUGCUUUCUGCAAGACGGAACAAAGACUGUUGAGUAUGCGCCAUGCAGAUCAAAAAAUAUUGAUGCUGAUGGACAAGGAUUUUGUCAAGGAGGAUUCAGCAUUGAUUUUACUAAAGCUGACAGAGUACUUCUUGGUGGUCCUGGUAGCUUUUAUUGGCAAGGUCAGCUCAUUUCGGAUCAAGUGGCAGAAAUAGUGUCUAAAUAUGACCCUAAAGUUUACAGUGUCAAGUACAAUAACCAGUUAGCAACUCGGACUGCACAAGCUAUUUUUGAUGACAGUUACUUGGGCUACUCAGUGGCUGUUGGAGAUUUCAAUGGAGACGGCAUAGAUGACUUUGUUUCAGGAGUUCCAAGGGCAGCAAGGACAUUGGGAAUGGUUUAUAUUUAUGAUGGGAAGAAUAUGUCCUCCUUACAUAAUUUUACUGGAGAGCAGAUGGCUGCAUAUUUUGGAUUCUCUGUCGCUGCCACUGACAUUAAUGGGGAUGAUUAUGCAGAUGUUUUCAUCGGAGCCCCUCUCUUCAUGGACCGUGGUUCUGAUGGCAAGCUCCAAGAGGUGGGACAAGUCUCACUGGCUGUGCAAACAGCUUCAGGAGAAUUCCAGACAACCAAGCUCAACGGCUUUGAAGUCUUUGCAAGGUUUGGCAGUGCAAUAGCGCCGCUGGGGGAUCUGGACCAGGAUGGCUUCAAUGAUGUGGCAAUUGCUGCUCCGUAUGGGGGUGAAGACAAAAAAGGAAUUGUUUAUAUUUUCAAUGGAAGACUCACAGGUUUGAAUGCAGUGCCAUCACAGAUCCUGGAAGGGAAGUGGGCUGCCCGCAGCAUGCCACCCAGCUUUGGCUACUCCAUGAAAGGAGCCACAGAUAUAGACAGAAAUGGAUAUCCAGACUUAAUUGUAGGAGCCUUUGGUGUAGAUAGAGCUGUACUCUACAGGGCCAGACCAGUUAUCACCGUGAAUGCUGGUCUUGAAGUUUACCCUAGCAUUUUAAAUCAGGACAGUAAAACUUGCCCACUGCCUGGGACAGAGCUCAAAGUUUCCUGUUUUCACGUCAAGUUUUGCUUAAAGGCAGAUGGCAAAGGAGUGCUACCCAGGAAACUUAACUUUCAGGUGGAGCUUCUUUUGGAUAAACUCAAGCAAAAAGGAGCAAUUCGACGAGCCCUGUUUCUCCAUAACAGGUCCCCAGGUCACUCCAAGAAUAUGACCAUUGCAAGGGGGGGACAGAUGCAGUGUGAGGAGCUGAUAGCCUAUCUGCGGGAUGAAUCUGAAUUUAGAGACAAACUGACUCCCAUUACAGUUUUUAUGGAGUAUGGGUUGGAUUAUAGAACAGCAGCAGAUGCAACCGGCUUACAACCUAUUUUGAACCAGUUCACUCCUGCCAACAUUAGUAAACAGGCACAUAUUCUCCUUGACUGUGGUGAAGACAAUGUUUGUAAACCCAAACUGGAAGUUUCUGUAGAUAGUGAUCAAAAGAAGAUCUAUAUUGGAGAUGACAACCCACUGACAUUGAUUGUUAAGGCUCAGAAUCAAGGAGAAGGUGCCUAUGAAGCCGAGCUUAUUGUUUCUAUUCCCCCACAGGCCGAUUUCAUUGGGGUUGUUCGCAACAGUGAGACCUUAGCAAGACUUUCCUGUGCAUUUAAGACGGAAAAUCAGACCCGGCAGGUGGUGUGUGACCUUGGAAAUCCAAUGAAAGCCGGGACUCAGCUCUUGGCUGGUCUUCGCUUCAGUGUACACCAGCUGUCAGAGAUGGAUACUUCUGUGAAAUUGAUUUACAAAUCCAAAGAGUAUUUUCUUUGGUCAUUAUUUAGAGUUUCAAGUCCUGAUCAUAUCUUUCUCCCAAUUCCAAAUUGGGAGCACAAGGAGAAUCCUGAGUCUGAAGAAGAUGUUGGGCCAGUUGUUCAGCACAUCUAUGAGCUGAGAAACAAUGGUCCAAGUUCAUUCAGCAAAGCGAUGCUGAAUCUUCAGUGGCCUUACAAAUAUAACAAUAACACUUUGUUGUACAUCCUCCAAUAUGAUAUUGAUGGGCCAAUGAACUGUACUUCAGAUAUGGAGAUCAACCCUUUGAGAAUUAAGAUCUCAAAUUCGCAAACAUCUGGAAAGAACGACACAGCUCCAGAGCAAGGUGACCGGAACCAUCUCAUCACUAAGCGCGAUCUCACCGUCAGUGAAGGGAAUAUUCACACUUUGGGUUGUGGAACUGCUGAAUGUCUGAAGAUUGUCUGCCAGGUUGGACGGUUAGACAAAGGGAAGAGCGCCAUCUUGUACAUAAAGUCUCUGCUUUGGACCGAGACCUUUAUGAAUAAGGAGAACCAGAAUCAUUCAUAUUCUCUAAAGUCUUCUGCUUCAUUUAAUGUCAUAGAAUUUCCUUAUAAGAACCUUCCCAUUGAGGAUAUUGUCAACUCCACAUUAGUUACCACUAAUGUCACCUGGGGCAUUCAGCCAGCGCCCAUGCCUGUGCCUGUGUGGGUGAUCAUUUUAGCUGUUCUAGCGGGACUGUUGUUACUGUCUAUCCUAGUUUUUGUAAUGUAUAGGAUGGGAUUUUUUAAACGUGUCCGACCACCUCAAGAAGAACAAGAGAGAGAGCAGCUUCAGCCUCAUGAAAAUGGUGAAGGAAACUCGGAAACUUAACUGUGACUUUUAAGUUAUUCUGUAUCCUGCCCCAUUAGAGAUAUCAUCUUCAUUCCAGGGUUUGAUCUCCUUUAUGAAAAAUGACUUUCUGAGACUCUUACUGCUGAUGGUGCCUAUUGGUAGUAACCACAAAAUAAGAGCAAUAUUUGUCCGUCUUUUCAUCAUAAAUAAGUUCAGACAUACAUUUAAUGCACGCGCAUUGAAUUGUGUUACCAGGUAUUUAAAUAAUUUUCCAGGAGAGGGUUCUUUAAUGUACAUUAUACAGGUAGUGCAAAAGUUACCACUUUAUAUAAAAUAGUACCUCCUGUGUUAUUGUUUCUGAUUUUGUAUGUUGUGUUUUGUUUUAUUAUUGUUUUAAAAUAUUCCAAAGUUGGAUCUUAGCAUCAUAUCUUUUGUACAGGCACUUAAUGUUCACACAUUACACUACAGUUGAGUUAUCAAGCGACUAAAGACUUCAUAACUGCAUGAACUAGGUUUUCAUAAUUAGCUGUAUUUUGGGACUCUUAAGUAAAAGCACGAGUCCAUCAAAAUUCCUUCAAAUAAAAGUAAUUUGCUUCAAUAUGAAAACUGGGUACAUGCUAUUACAUUUUUAUUUCUAUGCGAUGAAAUCAUCCAUUUGAUCCUAUUCUAAUUUGUAGAUUGAUACUUUUAAGUUCUGUUUCAAAUCCGUUAAACCAACUUGUCCUAAUUUUUUUUUGCAUAAUUGGAAAUUCCUCUUUUUUAAUACCUAAUUUUAGCUAAAUGUCAUGAUAUUUAAAAUGGAAUUGAAAAUCACUUUCAAAGUACAUCUAUUCCACUGUAUUAGUCUAGUUACAAUGUCAGAGAAAACUUUUCAAUUAAAAGAUUAUAGUUCUUUGGUAGAAUUGCUUAUAAUAGUAAGUUCUUAGACAAGGGCAAAUGUUUUUAGUCAGAAUUAAUUUAUUUUCCUUCUUUAAAUGUAUUUUCCUUAUGCUUCCAAAGCUGUUACAGAGAAAAUGUCAAGAUCAAUGAAUAAUUUUUGCAACUUGCAGUAAUCUGCAUCCAUCCUCCUCUCACCAUCUCCCUUCCCCCAUCUCCAUGAGAAAUGCUUGAAAUUGAGGUUUGUUUGUUUGUUUUUUAAGUAGCACACUGGUUUACUUCUGGCAAUAGCUUGAUGCCACUCACAUGAAUAUUACCUCACAUCGAGCAAGGUAAUGUUUCAAACCAGUCUCAGCUAUCAAUAUGAUAUCUCAAAGGUACUUUUAUAAGCAGUCCGAGUUUUAAAACUUUUUUAGGCUUACUAACAUAGAUUAGUUUUCUAGGGUAUUUUUAAAUAAAACCUGCAAAGUCUUUUCCUAUGCCCGUAGCACAGUGCUUCUUCUGAUCGACCAACUUUCUCAAGGUCAGGGAAUAGCCAUCACACCCAUUUUGGGGAGGUGCACCAUGCUGUGUUACCAGAAAUUGAGAGUUUAAUGACUUUUUAACUGCUGAGUCUUUAUUCAAUGGUUAUAUUUCCCUUGAAUAAUUAAAUAUUUUUGUAUGUUUUAAAAAUAACUGAGCUGCACCUUGUAAUGUCUUGUGUUAUAAUUCUCUCCGCGGCUGCUCAGCUGAGGUAUAAAGAUAACUGCACAAGAAGCGGAGUUACACACGUCAGAACAAGGCCUUAUAUAUACUCAGCUUUUAAUUAAUUUCAAAGUUAGUGGCUUUAAGAAUCUAGACAAUAGUAGUUUAAAAGAUCUUACUCGAAUACAAUAAGUAUUUUUACCGAUACAUUUAACAUUUUGAAGAAAACAGGCUUGUGCCCUAGGAAGUUUCUAAACUGGCUUUUGAAAACUUUCACUUUAAUUUGUUUCCCCACCCAAUAACCAUAAUCCCUGACCAUAUAUACUGGAUAGAUAGUCACUCUAUCUAUCUAAAAAAAUUAGUGUUUGCUUUUUGCACCAUCCUUUUUUUUUUUUUUUUUUUUUCUUAAUGCCCAUUGCUUUAAGGUCUAAAAUUCCCCUAUAUGGGGUUAAAGGAUAAUGUUACUAAAAUUAACAUGUUUUAAACUGUCUUUAUGCCAUGUAGCUUUAAGCAAUUUUCUUUAAAAAUUAAAAUUAUAUCUACAAAAAUGGUAGGAAUAAAAUUUAACAAACUAAAUGAUCUGUGAAAGUAUAGUCUUGGUCAGAGUAUUAUUUAAAAGUCUGCUCUAGAGAAAAUGUUUAGGCAGAAGUUGGGAUUCCUUUUACUCUAAAGUAGGAUGGGAGUUUAUUUAAUUAAAUGUCACAAAACAGUCCUAUGAAAACUCUCCUUAUUUUUUGAAUAUUUUAUGUAGUGCGGUUUGUGAUUUAUUGAGAAUUAUCAGAUUUUUAAGUGAUUCAGGCUGGGAACACAUUUAAUGAAGACAGAAGAACUAGAUAUUAGCAAGAAAUGUCGACUGUAGUUGCUACCUCGUGUAGACAUUUAUUUUAGAACGGAUUCAUUAAGAAACACGUGAGGGAGGGGCAUCCCUUCUCUUCCCAUUAUGGUUCUCUUAUGAUUAGUUAUUACCACAGUUCUGACUACAUCCUUUAAUUCUGAAUUGCAGAGUAGUCAGUCACAAGGUUAGUACCCUCAUUUCUUUAGUGUUCUGAAGCUACUGAUAGCAAAUUCUCAUUAGUAUUUUACGUAAGAAAAAAAAGCAGGUAGUAAAAGAUUAUACUGGCUUCUGGAAGAGAACUUGAAAGAGUUUUGACAGUGAGUCCUGGCUCUUAAGAGAAAGAUUUGUAUGGCAGAAGUAUAGUGUGUAAUAAUAGGUCAGUUAGUUGGUUGUUUUUUUUUUUAAUAAGGAGAGCAUUUGUAAGUUGGCAGAUCAUGUCCCGUGUUACAGAAUAUAGUGAUAGCCUUGGGCAGUGCUAAGUCAUUCUUGAAGUAUCUAUGGUCUUCUUUCUACCCAUGCACAGCUUGUGUAUGUGGUAACUUGAGAAUUUUUUAAACAAUAAAAAAUUUGAAAAUUGAAUAUAGACUCAAAGCAGUGAACGAAUGACUUAAUACUCCGCGUUUUAGAGAGCAUCUCUUAGAAUCUGUUAGUAGACAAGCUUAACUAUUGAGUUUAUGGAUUUGUAGCAUGCAUUUCUGUUUGUUACUUACUAUAAUUUCUGACACAUUUCUUGGAAGAGGUACUGAAUCUUAUUUUUGUUGUCAUUGUUCUUGAGUGCAAUAUAACAAUUAACCAAAUCUAGAUAAUUUCAGAAUUACUAUUAGCUUAAUAAACGUAAUCUGAACUUUGACUUACUGGUAUCUUUGUUAGUAGUAAGGGGUGUGCGGCUCUUAAUAGAUAUUUACUCCCAAGCAGGACAUUAGACCUUGUAUUUCAGACUUGACAUCAACUAUUUCCUCCCGAUUUACAAACACUUUGAAUUAUCUUAAGAUAACUUGGGAGUUGUGUAUGUCAAAUUAAUUUGUUAUCUAACUAACAUAGAAAGUAACUUUCUUUGUUUAGCUUCUCUUGUGAUCACCCACAUUGGGUGAGACAUAAAAGAGUAGGUUCUAAAAUUUGUCACUAACUUGAUUUGAGUUAGUGAAAAGUGGUAUAGUGUUCUGCUUAGUUUCCAGUGUGUAACUUGUGACUGUACAAUAAACUGGAGCGUAUGUUGCCACCUUUGUGUCUGG